AUGAACGUCUCGGCUUCUCCCUCUGGCUCGCAGCCUUUCAUCAAGAGACCUACUCUAAGUCCCGCAUUCAAGAAGCCUAGCAGAUGGUAUCUCCCGCUCAUGGGCGCCAUAGCUCUCGGCUUCGGAGUCGCCAACUACUACGAGAACCAAGCCCGCCAGCCCCAGUUCGACCGUGAAGAAGAGGAACGUCUUCGAAAGAACCGGGCCCUGAUGGAUGCCUACGGCGACAAAGAAACAGUCCAGGAUAUCGAACGGGCGCUGGUCGUCUACGACCUCCAGUAAUCAUCCUUGAUGGAAGGAACAACAUUGCAUUACAAUCGGGCACACUUAGCGUGGAAUAUGGUUACGGCUUUCAUGAAUGAUGGCGCAUAUGGAGUUUGGGUUUCCUUUUACUCUCCGGAAGAGAUG
Messenger RNA from Aspergillus costaricaensis CBS 115574, 408 nucleotides. RefSeq lists its product as uncharacterized. Bases 1 to 282 code for a protein of 93 amino acids. Lineage: Eukaryota; Fungi; Ascomycota; Eurotiomycetes; Eurotiales; Aspergillaceae. The transcript is spliced from 3 exons. The record is from RefSeq and is a predicted model, not a curated record.